AUGUCUGUACACUCAGCGCACGUGGUGCAGUCUGUUAAGCUCUUUGCUGGGAAUGGGAUUGCUAAUACCAAUAAAGACUUGGUUUUCGCUGAUUUUGUUGGGUUUUCUAGUGGAAAGAAAACGAAAAUAAACUCGCCAAGUACUCGCAGGAGAGUUGGUGGUGUAAAUAAUAGUAAUGUGCAAAGGCGUUUUCUUGGUUUGAAGAAAAACUGGGCCUCCAUUAAGUCCGUUCUUGACGUUGAACGUGUUAACAAUGGUUCACUUCACCGGUCUUCUGAUUUGAAACCCAAGGUUGCAAACUUGGAAGAUAUAUUAUCUGAAAGAGGGGCAUGUGGAGUUGGAUUUAUUGCCAACUUGGAAAAUAAAGGAUCGCAUGAGAUAGUUAAAGAUGCCCUUACCGCUCUUGGAUGCAUGGAACAUCGUGGAGGUUGUGGAGCUGAUAAUGAUUCUGGUGAUGGUUCUGGAGUCAUGACUUCAAUUCCAUGGGAGCUUUUCAAUAACUGGGCUAACGAACAAGGGAUUGGUGCCUUGGACCAGGCUCAUACUGGUGUUGGAAUGAUCUUUCUUCCGAAGGAUGAUGACCUUAUGAAACAAGCCCAAACAGUUAUUAUGAAUAUAUUUAAACAAGAGGGUCUUGAAGUUCUUGGGUGGAGAUCUGUACCCGUAGAUACUUCUAUAGUUGGUUAUUAUGCAAGAGAAACUAUGCCGAACAUACAACAAGUCUUUGUACAAAUUGCUAAAGAAGAAAAUAUCGAUGACAUUGAAAGAGAACUGUAUAUCUGUCGGAAGUUGAUUGAAAGAGCAGCCAGCUCGGAGACUUGGGGAAAUGAACUUUAUUUCUGCUCAUUAUCCAAUCAAACUGUUGUGUACAAGGGAAUGCUUCGUUCAGAGGUUCUUGGUAAAUUUUAUUUUGAUCUACAGAAUGAUCUUUAUAAAUCCCCCUUUGCUAUUUACCACCGGAGAUACAGUACGAAUACUAGUCCUAGAUGGCCACUAGCUCAACCAAUGAGGUUCCUUGGUCACAAUGGAGAGAUCAAUACUAUACAGGGGAACUUGAACUGGAUGCAAUCUCGGGAGGCUUCACUGAAAUCUCCUGUCUGGCGUGGCCGUGAAAAUGAAAUCCGCCCUUUUGGAAACCCUACAGCAUCUGAUUCUGCAAAUCUUGAUAGUGCUGCAGAAUUGUUAAUAAGAAGUGGCCGCAUUCCUGAGGAAGCCCUGAUGAUUCUUGUUCCGGAGGCAUACAAAAAUCAUCCAACAUUGGCGAUCAAAUAUCCCGAGAUAGUUGAUUUCUAUGACUACUACAAGGGUCAAAUGGAGGCUUGGGAUGGACCUGCAUUACUGUUAUUCAGUGAUGGAAAAACAGUUGGAGCUUGUCUUGACCGUAAUGGACUUCGCCCUGCUAGAUAUUGGCGAACAGUAGACAAUGUUGUCUAUGUUGCCUCUGAGGUUGGGGUCCUUCCAGUGGAUGAUUCAAAAGUCGUAAUGAAAGGGCGCUUGGGUCCUGGAAUGAUGAUAGCUGUUAAUCUACCUAGUGGUCAGGUGUAUGAGAAUGCAGAGGUUAAAAAGCAAGUAGCAUUAUCAAAUCCUUAUGGAAAGUGGGUGAGCGAAAACCUCCGAUUUUUUAAACCUGUGAACUUUCUUUCAGCAACCCUUGUGGACAAUGAAGCAAUAUUAAGACGUCAACAGGCACAUGGCUAUUCUAGUGAGGAUGUUCAAAUGGUAAUUGAAACAAUGGCUUCUCAAGGGAAGGAGCCUACUUUUUGCAUGGGGGAUGAUAUUCCUUUGGCAGUAUUGUCUAGAAAACCGCAUAUGCUAUUCGAUUAUUUCAAGCAGCGAUUUGCUCAGGUUACAAAUCCAGCUAUUGAUCCUCUUAGAGAAGGAUUGGUCAUGUCUCUGGAAGUCAACCUUGGGAAGCGAGGAAACAUACUAGAAGUUGGUCCUGAGAAUGCGUCUCAGGUGAUUUUGUCUAGCCCUGUGCUGAAUGAAGGGGACCUUGAGUCUUUAUUGAAAGAUCCAUACUUGAAAUCUCAAGUUUUGCCUACAUUCUUUGAUAUCGGGAAAGGGGUUGAUGGGUCCUUAGAGAAAACAUUGUACAAGCUGUGUGAAGCUGCCGAUGAAGCUGUUAGAAACGGUUGCCAUCUGCUUGUGCUAUCUGACAGGUCAGAUGAGCUGGAGGCAACUCGUCCUGCAAUUCCGAUACUUCUUGCUGUGGGUGCUGUUCAUCAGCAUCUAAUUCAGAAUGGACUGCGAAUGCAAGCUUCUAUUGUUGCUGAUACUGCUCAGUGCUUCAGUACUCAUCAGUUUGCGUGUUUGAUUGGAUACGGUGCCAGUGCUGCAUGCCCAUACCUAGCACUGGAGACAUGCCGUCAGUGGCGCUUAAGCACUAAAACUGUUAACCUGAUGCGGAAUGGGAAAAUGCCUUCUGUCACAAUUGAACAAGCUCAAAUGAACUUCUGCAAGGCAGUUAAAUCCGGCCUUAUGAAAAUUCUCUCCAAAAUGGGCAUCUCGUUGCUUUCAAGUUACUGUGGUGCACAGAUAUUUGAAAUUUAUGGAUUGAGCAAAGAGAUUGUUGAUAUUGCAUUCUGUGGGAGCAUGUCAAGCAUUGGUGGAUUAACCUUGGAUGAGUUGGCAAGGGAAACUUUGUCGUUUUGGGUUAAGGCUUUCUCUGAAGAUACAGCUAAAAGACUCGAAAAUUUUGGUUUCAUACAAUUUAGACCAGGAGGUGAAUAUCAUAGUAACAAUCCAGAGAUGUCAAAAUUGCUCCACAAAGCCGUUCGCCAAAAAAGUGAAAGUGCGUAUUCGAUUUAUCAGCAGCAUUUGGCUAGCCGACCUGUAAAUGUUCUCCGAGAUCUCCUUGAGUUUAAAAGUGAUCGUUCCCCGAUCCCAGUUGGAAGGGUCGAACCUGCUUCAUCAAUUGUUGAGCGGUUUUGCACUGGUGGAAUGUCACUAGGAGCAAUUUCCAGGGAAACUCAUGAAGCGAUUGCUAUUGCUAUGAAUAGAUUGGGUGGGAAAUCUAAUUCUGGAGAAGGAGGCGAGGAUCCAAUCCGCUGGAGUCCACUUACUGAUGUUGAAGAUGGGUACUCUCCAACAUUGCCACAUUUAAAAGGUCUUCAAAACGGCGAUAUGGCUACAAGUGCCAUCAAGCAGGUUGCUUCUGGGCGCUUUGGUGUCACUCCAACAUUUUUGGUUAAUGCCAAUCAACUAGAAAUCAAAAUUGCUCAAGGUGCAAAACCCGGUGAAGGCGGCCAACUGCCAGGGAAAAAAGUUAGCGCUUAUAUCGCAAGACUAAGAAAUUCAAAGCCCGGCGUCCCUCUUAUAUCUCCACCUCCACACCAUGACAUUUAUUCUAUUGAAGAUCUUGCUCAAUUAAUUUUCGACCUUCAUCAGGUCAAUCCUAAGGCUAAAGUAUCUGUAAAGCUUGUGGCAGAAGCUGGCAUUGGUACUGUGGCUUCUGGAGUUGCAAAGGGUAAUGCUGAUAUUAUACAGAUAUCAGGGCACGAUGGGGGAACUGGAGCUAGCCCUGUGAGUUCCAUCAAGCACGCAGGCGGUCCUUGGGAACUUGGGCUUACAGAAACACACCAGACACUCAUUCAAAAUGGGCUCAGAGAAAGGGUCCUUCUCAGGGUAGAUGGUGGCUUUAAAAGUGGGUUUGAUGUCUUAAUGGCUGCAACAAUGGGGGCUGAUGAGUAUGGAUUUGGUUCCAUAGCUAUGAUUGCUACUGGCUGUGUUAUGGCUCGUAUCUGCCACACAAAUAAUUGUCCUGUUGGUGUUGCUAGUCAGAGAGAAGAAUUAAGAGCUCGUUUUCCUGGUGUACCUGGUGACCUUGUCAACUACUUUUUAUAUGUUGCGGAAGAGGUAAGGGGUAUGUUGGCUCAACUGGGUUAUGAGAAACUGGAUGAUGUAAUUGGACACACCGAUUUGCUAAGACCUCGAGAUAUUUCACUGAUGAAGACUCAACAUCUUGAUCUUAGUUAUAUUCUUUCUAAUGUUGGAUUACCAAAAUGGACCAGCACCAUGAUCAGGAAUCAGGAAGUGCACAGUAAUGGUCCAGUUUUGGAUGAUAUCUUGCUUUCAGAUCAAGAGAUAUCAGAGGCAAUUAAGAAUGAAACGGUGGUCAAUAAAACUGCAAAAAUAUACAAUGUGGAUAGGGCAGUUUGUGGGCGUAUUUCAGGUGUAAUUGCAAAAAAAUAUGGAGAUACUGGUUUUGCUGGACAGCUGAAUAUAACAUUCACAGGGAGUGCUGGGCAGUCAUUUUCCUGUUUUCUGACACCUGGAAUGAAUAUCCGACUUGUUGGAGAAGCUAACGACUAUGUGGGGAAGGGUAUGGCUGGAGGUGAACUGGUUGUGGUUCCUGUUGAAAAUACUGGGUUUUGCCCUGAGGAUGCCACCAUAGUAGGGAAUACCUGCUUGUAUGGAGCCACAGGUGGUCAGGUCUUUGUUAGAGGAAAAGCCGGCGAACGCUUUGCUGUGAGAAACUCGCUCGCUGAAGCUGUGGUAGAAGGGACAGGAGAUCACUGUUGUGAGUACAUGACAGGGGGUUGUGUGGUGGUGCUCGGGAAGGUGGGACGAAAUGUGGCAGCCGGGAUGACUGGAGGUUUGGCUUACAUUCUCGAUGAGGACGAUACUCUCAUCCCCAAGGUUAACAAAGAAAUAGUGAAGAUCCAGAGAGUGGUUGCUCCCGUUGGCCAAAUGCAGCUUAAGAGCCUUAUUGAAGCUCAUGUUGAAAAAACUGGGAGCAGCAAAGGCGCCAACAUUCUUAACGAGUGGGACAAAUAUUUGCGACUUUUUUGGCAGCUCGUUCCACCUAGUGAAGAAGACACCCCGGAGGCUUGUGCUGACUAUGAGCAAACAUCAACCGGGCAGGUGACAUUGCAGUCCGCGUAG
Molecule: messenger RNA, 4884 nt
Organism: Fraxinus pennsylvanica
Lineage: Eukaryota; Viridiplantae; Streptophyta; Magnoliopsida; Lamiales; Oleaceae
Source: the annotation of a GenBank genome assembly